Triplophysa rosa is the source of this 3617-nucleotide messenger RNA. It is a transcript of the gene colgalt1b, whose product is annotated as collagen beta(1-O)galactosyltransferase 1b. NCBI's taxonomy places the organism in Eukaryota, Metazoa, Chordata, Actinopteri, Cypriniformes, Nemacheilidae. Bases 316 to 2130 code for a protein of 604 amino acids. The record is from RefSeq and is a predicted model, not a curated record. The transcript has 12 exons. Gene Ontology annotation, molecular function: procollagen galactosyltransferase activity.
CCACUCUGGAAGAUUCUAACUGGACGCAGCGGUUCCUCUUAAAGGGGCGGCCGCUAAAUUAAAGGCUCUCCCUCAUAAACUCUUUAACACACUGUGCAAGUUAAUAACUAUAUUUUAUAACCACGUUCUCUCUGUCAUUGACUAGACGAUUGAGAGCACGAUAUUUAGCCCACUCCACGACGUUUCCUUUUUAGCGAGAGGACCUUUAAUUCUCCUCCGCGGACCACCAGCAGUCUCUUUCUUUAACAUCGGCUAAUCGUAAAUCAGUUCGCUCCGCGAUCACUUCUGCAGCUGAUCGUCUCUGUUUCUCCGGCCAUGCAGCUGCUCGCUGUCCUCGUGCUGCUGUUCUGGCCCGGACCGGUUCGCGGUUAUUUCCCGGAGGAGCGCUGGAGCCCGGAGACCGCGCUGCUCGCGCCGCGGGUGCUGGUCGCGCUCGUGUGCCGCAACUCGGCGCACUCUCUGCCGCACGUCCUCGGUGCCAUCGACCGCCUCAACUACCCCAAAGAUCGCAUGGCCUUGUGGGUGGCAACAGACCAUAAUUCUGACAACACUACGGAGCUUCUCAGGGAAUGGCUCAUAAACGUUCAGAACUUUUAUCAUUACGUGGAGUGGAGACCACAGGAGGAGCCCACUGUUUAUAAAGGCGAGAGUGGACCGAAGCAAUGGACCGACGCUCGAUACGAGCAUGUGAUGAAGCUGCGGCAGGCGGCGCUGGAUACGGCGCGUGAGAUGUGGGCCGAUUAUUAUCUGGUGGUGGAUUGUGAUAAUCUGCUGACAAACCCGGACGUUUUGUGGAAGCUGAUGAAGGAAAAUAAGACCAUCGUGGCGCCCAUGCUGGAGUCCAGAGCCGCGUACUCCAACUUCUGGUGCGGCAUGACGUCUCAGGGUUACUACAAGCGGACGCCAGCCUACAUGCCCAUCAGGAGGCAGGAGAGGAAGGGCUGUUUUGCUGUUCCGAUGGUUCACUCCACGUAUCUGAUCGAUCUGAGGAAGGAGGCGUCCCGUCAGCUGGCCUUCUACCCGCCCCACCCCGACUACAGCUGGGCCUUCGAUGACAUCAUCAUAUUCGCCUUCUCAGCACGGAUGGCAGAUGUUCAGAUGUACAUCUGCAACAAAGAGAUUUAUGGGUAUUUCCCCGUACCCCUGCGCUCCCAAAAUACACUGCAGGACGAGACUGACAGUUUUCUGCACUCACAGCUGGAGGUCACGGUACGUGGACCUCCAGCGGAACCAUCCGUGUAUCUGUCUGUUCCUCAGAAGCAGCCGGAUAAACUGGGUUUCAACGAGGUGUUCAUGAUAAACCUGCGCAAACGCUCCGAUCGCAGAGAACGCAUGCUGAGGUCUCUGUACGAACAAGAGAUCACAUGCAAGAUCAUCACGGCUGUAGACGGCAAGGCGUUAAACUUGAGUCAGAUUCAAGCUCUGGGCAUUGAGAUGUUGCCUGGAUACAGUGAUCCGUACCACGGACGGCCGCUCACGAAAGGAGAAAUGGGCUGUUUUCUGUCACAUUAUAACGUCUGGAAUGAGAUUGUGGAUCGGGGGUUGAAUGUGUCUCUGGUGAUCGAGGACGACCUGCGUUUCGAGGUUUUCUUCAAACGUCGCCUGCAGAAUCUGAUGCGCGAGAUCGAAACUCAGGGUUUGGACUGGGACUUGAUUUAUAUUGGAAGGAAAAGGAUGCAGGUGGAGCACCCAGAGAAGUCCGUACCCAAAAUCCACAACCUGGUGGUGGCGGACUAUUCCUACUGGACGCUGGCCUACAUGAUCUCAUUACGUGGAGCGCAGAAACUUCUGCGAGCCGAACCUCUGAAGAAGAUGCUGCCGGUGGACGAGUUCCUUCCAGUCAUGUUCAACAAACACCCCAUCGAGGAGUACAUGUCUCACUUCGAGCAGCAAGACGUGCGGGCGUUUUCGGCCGAGCCCCUGCUGGUGUUCCCCACGCACUACACCGGCGACCCGGGCUACAUCAGCGACACGGAGACGUCCACCGUGUGGGACAACGAGACGCAGCGCACCGACUGGGACCGGGCGCGCUCGCGAAAGAGUCGCCAGCAGGGGGAGCUGAGCUCCGAGGCUCAGAAUACAGACGUUCUCCAGUCGCCGCUGGACAGUACGGCCAGAGAUGAACUCUAGAAGAUCUCCACCAAACGUUAACAAUGACGUCAUCCAAUGCGCAGUAUUGACACAUUUACUGAAAUACUGAAGACGCUGCGUCUCCGAGAUUACAUGGAAGCAGAUCUUUAGAACGGACAGAAUCGUAGUGAGCAAAUCUGAGAGAAGUGAAGCUGGGCGAUCUCACAGAUAUCCACAUGUUCAGAGACCGUCCUUUCUGUGCUCUUAGGAACGUUCUCACUGUGUUGCCAAAAUCCUGUUUGAAGAAUCUUGCAUCCAAACCAAGAUGGAAUCGGUUCACACAAUGUGAUGCCGGUUACAUGCGACUUUACACCUUUAUCUGAUCCGAAUUGUUUUCGUAUUAUAAAAAUCGCAACGGGAGCUACACAGUGACGGUUACCAUGUUAAUAAUCGGAUUAUUAUGGGUCAGACAGAAAACUUGUCCUGGCCAAAUCCUUCGCGCUUUAGUUUAAACAUACGUUACUUUUAACGUUUUUUUAUUGUCGGAGCGUAAUUGAAGAACAUUACUGUGAGCGUUGUAUUCUGUGUUGAAUUGAUUUCAAGUGGCCGUUUUGUGUGAAUCGAAAGUGUUCAUAAAUCACUGAGCGUAUUCCAGACGAACAUAUAUAAAGACUGAUGUUAGUACGUGGGGUAACCCUGCUUGCAGAUGAAUAAUUUAUUGCUUGUUCAGCUGAGUUCUAAUUCACAACAUUAGUGUAAAUGUACAGGGCUGGUUUUGAUGUCACCGUCGCCCUCUGUCGCUCGUGAUGUGAACUGCAUGUGUGGAUCUUCGCUAUUAUUUGGCCUUUCUUUUAUUUUUUUUCUAUUGUGUAUUUUUUUAUUUGGUUUAAGAGGUUAUUUUAGAAGAACAGCAACGUAAUACAGAAUUAUUGCAUAAAAUGUAAAUGCAAUUAUUACUACAGAUUUUUUUAUAUAACUGCAUGUGAUAAAUUAAUUUUUACAUUGUUUGUUGUUUCAACAAUAUCGAAACGACACUGUUAAAAAUUCAACCUAAAAACUUAAGUGCAAAAUUAUAUUGAAAUGAAUUAGAAAAUGUUGUGUUUGGUAUACUUCAUUUUAUAAAUUCAAAACACAACUAGAUUAUAAUUGAAAACAUUUUGGCCCGGUUUCACAGACACGGUUUAGUUUAAGACAGGACUAUGCCUUAGUUGAAUUAAGAUAUUUAUAUCGCUUUUAUAAAAAUGCCUUAGAAGAACAAUGACACUGACAUAUUUGAAGAUAUUUCUGGGCAAGUUAUAUUCAGUUAAGACAGGUCACACAUUCAUUUUAGUCUGGGACUAGCCUUAAACCUCAUCUGUGAAACAGGGCCUUUAUCUUAAAAAUGUAGUUAAAAACUUAAAAAAAAAAUUAAUUUAAGUUGAAUUUCAUUUACAGUAAAGAAGUUUCUUUUAUUUUUGUUUUUCAUGUUCGUUUUAUGUUCUUAAUAUGUGUGUGUGUGUGUGUGUCCAAAAUGUGCCUUUUAUACCAAAGAAUAAAAUAAAACAAUU